This is a messenger RNA of Scedosporium apiospermum, 1887 nucleotides long. Its product is annotated as Lysophospholipase. The coding region runs from base 1 to 1887 and encodes 628 amino acids. The record is from RefSeq and is a predicted model, not a curated record. The transcript is spliced from 4 exons. NCBI's taxonomy places the organism in Eukaryota, Fungi, Ascomycota, Sordariomycetes, Microascales, Microascaceae. Gene Ontology annotation, cellular component: intracellular membrane-bounded organelle; cytosol. Gene Ontology annotation, molecular function: A2-type glycerophospholipase activity. Gene Ontology annotation, biological process: glycerophospholipid catabolic process.
AUGAACAUUAUCCAAGCCAAGAAGCGCCUCGUUGGCACCCACGAAACAACAAACCCCAACCUUCUCCCUCGCAUCUCGCGGAGGGCCUCACCCGACGCUCCGGACGGAUACACUCCAGCCCCGGUCCCCUGUCCCAAUCCCCGCCCCUCCAUCCGCCCGGCCACCCUCUCUCCGAACGAGACGUCAUGGCUCUCCACGCGAAAGGAUCACACUUUAACCAGCCUCGAGUCCUUCCUACAAAGAGUUCAAAUCGAAAACUUCAACGCUACAACGUUCCUCAACGAUGUCAACGGCAUGGACCCCUCAGCGCUGCCGACGCUAGGAAUCGCUGUUAGCGGAGGCGGGUACAGAGCCCUGAUGAACGGCGCAGGUGUUCUCAGUGCCUUUGACGAGCGGAGUAGCGGGUCGACGGACGAAAGCGGAGUCGGCGGGGUUCUUCAGGCGGCGACGUAUUUGUCCGGUUUGAGUGGUGGGAGCUGGCUGGUGGGCAGUGUGUACGUGCAGAACUUUAGUACUGUCGAGGGGAUCUUAGAUGGAGAUGCCACUCCGGGGAUAUGGCAGUUUGAUCAGUCGAUAUUCCAGGGUCCGGAUGGCCUUCGUAGGCUCGAGUAUUACCAGGCGAUGCGGGAUAGUGUCUCGGAUAAGCAGGACGCAGGGUUUAACACGACUAUAACAGAUCUCUGGGGUAGAGCUUUAUCUUACCAACUGGUAAAUCCGACGGACGGUGGCCCAGCAUACACCUACUCUUCAAUCGCAAACGACGGCUACUUCGCCUCAGGCGAAGCUCCCCUCCCCAUCAUCGUCGCCGUCGAGCGAAGCCCAGGCCAACUAAACGUAACCCUCGCCUCAACCGUCAUCGAAUUCAACCCCUGGGAAAUGGGUUCUCACGACAGAAACCUAUCCGCGUUCGCACCCCUACGCUACGUAGGCUCGUCCUUCACCAACGGCUCCAUACCCAGCAAUGGCUCCUGCGUUCGCGGUUACGACAACGUUGGCUUCACGAUGGGCACGAGCUCCAGCCUCUUCAACGCCGCCUUUCUCCAAAUUGAAAAGGAUGAUUCUGAUGGCCGUCUCACAGCCUUUAUCGAGGAUAGGCUGCGCACGCUUGGCGAAGAAAAUAGGGACGUGGCGAGGUGGCCUAAUCCGUUCUGGAAGUCCUCCCUGACGACGGAGAACUCCGAAGAACCCUUUCUUACACUCGUAGACGGUGGGUUGGCCGGUGAGAAUAUCCCCAUCCACCCCUUGCUCUGGAGGGAACGGAACGUGGACGUCAUCAUCGCAGUUGACUCGUCGGCUGACACGACGGAAAACUGGCCGAAUGGGACAUCCCUCGUGGCGACGUACCAGCGAAGCCGGGAGGUUGGAAACUACGCCUCCGUGCCGUUUCCCGAAGUUCCUGGCCAGAAUACCUUUAUCAACAAAGGCUUGAAUAGCAAGCCUACCUUCUUCGGAUGCCCUCCACCUUACUUUAACGGUACAGUCCAGCAGGGAACGCCACUGGUGGUGUAUUUGCCUAACGCGCCUUACUCGACCUUUUCCAACGUCUCGACGUUCAACAUGUCCUACACGGACUCUGAGCGAGAUGACAUUGUAGAAAACGGACGGAAUGUGGCAACGCUGGGACAGGGCAAGCUAGACAACCAAUGGCCGACAUGCCUAGGCUGUGCGAUUCUGGCAAAAAGCCUCGAGAGACAAGGAAUGGAUCUACCGGCGGAGUGUGGAGAUUGCUUCAGUAGGCACUGUUGGGAUGGACAAGUCGAUGACUCGACACCAGAGAGCUAUGAGCCAGGGUUGAUCAUGAGUAGAGGAGUGAAAGGGCAAGUUUGGGCUAGAGAGUGGAUGCUGAUCGUGUUGGGGUUUUGGGCUAUCAUGAGGGUGUGCGGAUGA